CGCAUUGGCUGUUGUGUUUUUUUCAUAAGGGUCCCAAACUACACCGAGAUUUGGAAUAUUACGUUACAGUCCUGCAGGAAAAUGGCGACAGUCAUUCAUAAUCCUCUAAAAUCGCUCGGUGACCAGUUCUACAAGGAGGCUAUCGAACACUGUCGCAGCUACAAUGCCCGUCUCUGUGCCGAACGCAGCGUGCGCAUGCCCUUCCUGGACUCGCAAACGGGUGUGGCGCAGAACAACUGCUACAUCUGGAUGGAAAAGUGCCACCGUCAGCCAGGCCAAGCAGCAGGACAGAUGUAUACCUACCCUGCUCGUUGCUGGAGGAAGAAGAGGCGACUCCACCCUCCUCUGGAUCCCCAGCUCCGCCUGUGUGAGCUCAGACUAGAAGCCGAGCUGGCCCCUAAGCGCGAGGCUCCCCCUGGCGAGGCCACAGCCUUGGAGGCCCUCCUGAGGGGGGACAACCUGGUGGAGAAAAAAAACAGUAUCUGUAAAGAAGAGGAGACGUUGCUGGAAAUACAGAGAGUUCUGGAGGCGGAGGAAAAUGGGGACGGUCUCAAUGAUGACGAAGACUUUGACCUGGAUACUCCAAAGAGAAAGAACAGAAACAGAGGCAAAAACAGAGGAUCCAGUCGUAGGAGGACAGAGCCUGUUAACAUGGACGACCAGGACAAACCAUACGUCUGUGACAAUAGAUACAAACAAAAGCAUAACUCAAAAAAGGCUGAAGAAGUCUGUGGAAAGCGCUACAAGAACCGGCCUGGCCUGAGCUACCACUACACCCACACUCACCUGGCAGAGGAGGAGGGCGAGGAGGAGAAGGAUACAGAGAUGCCUCCGUCUCCUCCACACAGCUCAGACAACCACAAACCUCAGAAGGCUGCGGAUGGCACCAUCAUCCCCAACGACUACUGUGACUUCUGCCUGGGAGACCAGGACUCCAACAGGAAGACAGGCCAGGCCGAGGAGCUGGUGUCCUGCUCUGACUGUGGACGAUCCGGUCACCCCACGUGUCUGCAGUUCACUGAUAACAUGAUGCAGGCAGUGAGGACGUACCAGUGGCAGUGCAUAGAGUGCAAGUCCUGCAGCCUGUGUGGCACCUCAGAGAACGAUGACCAGCUGCUGUUCUGUGAUGACUGUGACAGAGGAUACCACAUGUACUGCCUGAAGCCUCCGAUGACCCAGCCUCCGGAAGGGAGCUGGAGCUGUCACGUGUGUCUGGAUCUGUUGAAAGACAAGGCCUCAGCCUACGGAGAAGCAUAACUUCCUCAGACACAGUAUAUAUAGCUGUACCUACACAUUAACUGUUUGACACGUUGGCACACACUCUCUCAGAUAGAUUCAAACACACACAGAUACACUCGUCCACACACGCUCCAGUGCAUUAGCAGGCUCAGGGCAGUUUCCUGUGUAAGGCGUAUACUGUAGCCGAGCAAAGCGGCAUCAACAUGCAAUCUCGACCAUAUGUCAGCCAACAGCAGGUCUGCCGUUCAGUCAUUUCUCUACCUCACCAUUCAGCAGACGGCAAGAAGCCAAAGCAAGAUUGAUAACGGCUAAUACUGUGUAGUACAUGUGUGUGUGUGUGGAAUACACACACACACAGCUCCCUGGAUGUUCCCCCUGAUUUACAUUUGUUUGAUAUGAAAGACGUUUGUCGCAGACUUUCUUCUGAAGCUGUUUUCACUCGCCUCCCCUCGCCGCUCGCAGCAGGUUUGACUAAUGUUUGUUUAAAUUUCUCCUCCCGGCUCUGCUCCUCUCCUGUGUUUACACUUUACGGUGACAUUCCUAUUUCAUAUCUGGACAGACUCAACGUUAGUUAGCCAUCGUUCACAGGUUUUUGUCAAGCUUGGUGAAAUUUAUAUCUGCAGUGAGAGGAAACGGAGCGAUAAAAGAGUCUCGGCUAUCAUUCCUGUCGGAGCGUGGUGACAUUUUUAAUCCACGUCUGUUUUUUGUAUCCUGGUGGUUGCUAGGAUACCAUGGUGCUCAAUUUGACACUUUACAGAAAUUCUAACAUAGAACGAAAUGCUUAUUUAUUUAUUGUUGAUCACAAUCCAAAUGUUACUGUUGAGGAGAUCUUUACUGUAAAUCAGUGGUUCCCAAACUUUUUCUUUCAUGGAGUAUUUAUGCACAACAGGCCAAAGUUCACCUAUUAUAUAAACAGUGAACUCAAGAUCAAGAUUCCUAAAGCUUUGGAUUUGACUGACAGGUUGAUGAACCUCAACUAUUCUUCUUUUCUUCCUUGUCAAGGCUAUUUAUCUCGAAGGUGCCUCACGUGUUGGAACCUGCUCCGUACAGCUGGAUCACUAAUCUGAAUCUUGAUCGUCUUGAUAGCAUCAGAGCGCUCGUGUUUCUUUGUUGUUCCCAAAUGACCUUUUUUCACAGCAGACAGUUUGACUUUUCAUAGCAGGAAAGGCACAGGUGGAACUGACAGAAUACCUUUCUUCUGCAAACCGCUGCCUGUCUUAGUUACUGUUGCUAUGUCUGUCAAGGUAUUUCCUAGCUAAUGACUUUUGGUUUUCUUGGCAAGUAGGUAGAGCUGUGGCUGGAGCAGCUACAUGACUCACCCACUCAGUCCAAGAUCAGACCCCUUCACCCCUCAAUCCAAAACUGGAAGCCCUGAAGAAAAUGCUAAGCUAGCAUUUAGCUAUCCAUGAAGUAUGAAGUAAAAGAGAGGUUAAGGUAAGGGUCAUGGUGAGGGUUACAUCUUGUUACUUAUUAAGUGAAUCAGGUCUUCAGGUAUAAUGGGUGCAGUUUGUAGGGAUGUGGCGUGUGCUCUUCAAACAGAAUGUGUCUGCAGCUAUACAUGUCUCUUUCUUAGCUGGCACUGGAAGAUUUAUCAACUACAGUUAGCUAGCUAAUUAGCGCUAAAUCAGUGAGUUGGUUCAAGAAAAAUAAAAUUGAUCUCCGGGGACUAAUUUUAAACAAGAACCCUGUAAAAGGAAAUGAAAUAUACAUGUGAUGGCUACAUACACAAUACAGCUAAAGUAUCAUGUCCUUAGCUAAAAGAUUCAGCCUCCUCACCAGUUGGUAAAAAGACAUCAAGAAAUAGCCUUCAUGUAUACAGUUCUCCAAGGACGAUGUUUUUCCGCUGGCCAACACAGAGGUUAACAUUGCAUUGGUUCUCUCGUCAAGCUAAUGUUAAAGGCAUAGUGCACCCAAAACUGAAAAUUCAGCCAUUAUCUACUUACCCAUAUGCCGAGGGAGGCUCAGGUGAAGUUUUAGAGUCCUCAC
Molecule: messenger RNA, 3225 nt
Organism: Epinephelus lanceolatus (giant grouper)
Lineage: Eukaryota; Metazoa; Chordata; Actinopteri; Perciformes; Serranidae
Gene: dpf3
Product: double PHD fingers 3
Biological process (GO): nervous system development
Cellular component (GO): nBAF complex; nucleus
Source: RefSeq, a predicted model, not a curated record